Messenger RNA from Megalobrama amblycephala (Wuchang bream), 2428 nucleotides. It is a transcript of the gene pstpip1a, whose product is annotated as proline-serine-threonine phosphatase interacting protein 1a. The record is from RefSeq and is a predicted model, not a curated record. Gene Ontology annotation, biological process: actin filament polymerization. Bases 576 to 1940 code for a protein of 454 amino acids. NCBI's taxonomy places the organism in Eukaryota, Metazoa, Chordata, Actinopteri, Cypriniformes, Xenocyprididae. Gene Ontology annotation, molecular function: actin filament binding. Gene Ontology annotation, cellular component: cytoplasm; actin filament; plasma membrane. The transcript has 16 exons.
AAUUGCAAGUUAUAUAGUCAGAAUUGUGAGAUAUAAACUCGCAAUUCUGAGGAAAAAAAAGGUCAGAAUUGUGAAUAAAAAGUCACAAUUAUCUUUUAAAUGGUUUUAUUCCCUGCUGGAAACUUCUCUGGUUUCUCUCUAUAAAAUCAGUAGUUAUCAAACUCAGUCAAAAGAUAUUCAAAUCAGUAUGUCUGUCUUGAUUUAACUUGAUUUACUAAAACUACUUAACUGAACCAUGCUUAGAUUUGGAUGGCUUUGUUUGCUCAAACUCUCUUCGACACCUAAAGACUGACUCUACAUUUUCCAAAAGCCCACUGUUUCAGAUGUGUCAUCCUAUCUAAUAUUCAAAUGGCUGCUGAAUGCAUACGUAUUAUCUGUCGGGUGGCUCUCUAUGGUCAUUGACAUUAUAGGAGAGAGCUUCCUUAUCUGACUCAAACCUGAGCACCACGGGCGUGCUGUGAAACAGCGGUUUCCUGCAUGUGGCAUUGUCUGUUCUUUCUUUUAUUUUUCUUAAUUCCGUCUUUGUUUCCUUCUGCGAGCUUGUAUUGUUCUUACUACUGUAAGCUGCCUUCAGAAUGACACCGUUACAAUUCAAAGAUUCUUUUUGGGGCCCUGAAUUCACCAGCAACACUGGAUAUGAGACUCUUAUCCAGAGGCUAUGUGAUGGACGACGAGCAUGCAAAGAUAUGGAAGAGCUCUUAAAAAUGAGGGCGAUGGCAGAGGAAAGAUACGGCAAGGAAUUGAUUACUAUCGCACGCAAGACAGGAGGGCAAAGUGAAAUUGGCACUUUAAAGGCAUCAUUUGACCAACUAAAAGUCCAAAUGGAGAACAUUGGAAAUUUGCACAUUCAGCUUUCUGGUAUGUUACGAGAAGAGGUGAAACGCAUGGAGCAGUUCAGAGAGCGACAGAAGGAGCAGCGGAAAAAGUUUGAAGGGGUCAUGGAAAAGGUUCAGAAGAUCAAAGUAUCAUUAUAUAAGAAAACCAUGGAGUCUAAAAGGACGUAUGAACAGAGGUGUAAAGAGGCGGAUGAAGCUGAACUGGCUAUCGAGAAGCUCAACAGUACACCCAAUGUCACCCCUAAACAAUCUGAAAAGACGCAAAACAAAGCAAAGCAGUGCAGGGACGGAGCCAUGGAUGCAGAGAAACAGUACAUGUCAAACAUAGAGCAGCUGGAUAAGAUUCGUCAGGAAUGGGAAACCACACAUGAAUGCACAUGUGAGGUCUUCCAGCAGCAGGAAGAUGAUCGUAUUAAUAUUUUGAGAAAUGCUAUUUGGGUCCACUGUAAUCACUUUUCCAUGCAAUGUGUCAAAGAUGAUGAGUGCUAUGAGGAAGUGAGGGCAGUUCUAGAAAUGUGUGACAUCACGGAAGACAUAAACAGUUUCAUCAACACAAAAAGCACCGGCACCACUCCUUCAGCACCCAUUGUGUUUGAGAACUAUUAUGACAAAGAACCAACAAUGGACAGCAAUGGCAUCGCACGCUUCGGAGGAGGUGUGAUGAAGAGAAAUAAGUUAGACAUAAAGCUGCUAGUAGAGGUGUCACAAAGAAAUAUACAGUAUAGGUGGAGCUGUGAUAUACUACUCUGUAUUGCUUGCACGAGGUGCUAUAACAAGUUUUCAAAUCUCUUGCAAGGCAACUGUGCCGCUGGCUCAAAGACUAGUAAUGAAUGUAUUCAACCAUCAGCACCUCCAUCAGCUGACAACUCAGAUGGAGUGUAUGCUUCUAUUCCUGGAUUUCCACAAGAAACUUCAAAUAGUGCUGGCUCUCAGAGCGGCACAUACCAGGCUCAGUAUGACUACGUGGCUCAGGGCACUGAUGAGCUCUCCAUCUCUGCGGGGGAAGUGCUGCUCGUGGUGGAACAGGGAGGAGAUGGCUGGUGGACGGUGGAGAGGGACGGCCAGACUGGGCUGGUGCCAGGCUCCUACUUGGCCAAGAUAUGAAUUAAGAGACUAGAGAACAUUGGAACAUCUCUCUGUGUCCUUAAACGCCCUCUAAUAGCAGAGUUAUUAAGGCCACUCCUUAUGAAGUGUCUCAGACGAGGAUUUCUGUUUGCUAAAAUGCAUUUAUGCAGCAGCACAUCCAUAUGGAACAUCUCUAAAUGAAUCAAAAUGUGUUAAUUUGUAUAUGAAAAACUGGUCAUUUUACAUGAAUAUACAUUAAUGUUAAGAUAGAGAUUUAUAUUUAUUAGAAAGUUUUUAGAAAAUUAUUUAUUGUGAAUAAAAAGCAUAAGAAUGUAUAAGAGAUGGUGACUAGGCACUACGGACUUGCCAUGAUUUAGUUUAUGAGAAGACAGUGACAGUGUACAUAUAGAUAGAUAUCUUCACAGAAUUAUUAUUUUUUUAAAGUUAAAGGGUUAAUUCACAUUCUGUCAUUUAUUACUCUCCCUCGUGUCGUUCCAUACCCUUAAGACCUUCGUUCAUCUUCAGAA